AUGGCGGCGGGUGACGCGGACACGGCUCAGCAACAAAUCGAUGAAAUUGAAGCUCUUUCAUCCAUAUAUGGUGAAGACUGGUGUGUUGUUGAUGAAGAUGAAAAAAUCUACUGCAUUAAGAUUAAGGAUUGUCUGCAUCAACCAAAAUGGACCCUCUGUCUGCAGGUGAUUUUGCCGCCAGGUUAUCCAACUGCAGAACCACCUAUUUAUCAACUAAAUGCCCCUUGGCUCCGAGGACAAGAUUAUACAGAACUAGCAAAUAGCUUGGAAGAAAUAUAUGUACAGAACCUUGGUGAAAGUAUACUUUAUUUAUGGGUGGAGAAGAUACGAGAAGUUCUGGUAGAAAAGGCACAGUCAUCAGAUCCAGAACCAGAUAUUAAGAAAACCAGUGAAGAAGUUGAUGGAGGUGAUGGGGAUGGUUUUCUUCUAGACUAUCAAUGCGCUCAGGAAGAUCCAAUUAAAAUGUUAAAUUACAUUACAUCUGAAAGUCAAGCAGAUGAAGAACUGCCAUCCAUACAUCAUGGAAACCCAAUCACAGAUCGAAGGAGUACUUUCCAGGCACAUCUAGCUCCUGUGGUGACACCUAGACAAGUAAAGAGAGUUCUUGAAAAAUUGUAUGAGAAUAAGAAAAUUGCAAGUGCUACCCACAACUUAUAUGCGUACAGAAUAUACUGUGAAGAUAAGCAGACAUUCUUACAGGAUUGUGAAGAUGAUGGAGAGACAGCAGCAGGUGGACGUCUUCUUCAUCUUAUGCAGAUUUUGGAUGUCCGCAAUGUGUUAGUCGUGGUAUCCCGCUGGUAUGGAGGUAUUCUCUUAGGACCAGAUCGCUUUAAACAUAUAAACAAUUGUGCAAGAAAUGUGCUUGUGGAACACAAUUAUGUGCAUUCAGCGGAAGAAUCAUCUAAACAAGCAGGAAAGAACAAAAAGAUAAGAAAAGACAACAAGAAGAGAACAGAACACUAAUUUAUUUUUUAAAACCAUAAAUGAUGAUUUUUGCACGUAUUUAUACAAAGAAAAUGUGGACUCUAUUGCCUUAUCCAGUGUGACAGGUCUUUUGUAUUCAAAAGAGAAUUCAGUAAAGCUAUAGCUAUAUUUU
Eurypyga helias (sunbittern) is the source of this 1096-nucleotide messenger RNA. RefSeq names its product impact RWD domain protein (gene IMPACT). Gene Ontology annotation, cellular component: cytoplasm. Gene Ontology annotation, biological process: regulation of translational initiation. The transcript is spliced from 11 exons. The record is from RefSeq and is a predicted model, not a curated record. Lineage: Eukaryota; Metazoa; Chordata; Aves; Eurypygiformes; Eurypygidae. Gene Ontology annotation, molecular function: protein binding. The coding region runs from base 1 to 963 and encodes 320 amino acids.